AUGAGGGAUUUGGCAUUCGCCUAUGAGCUUAUAGGCUUUUUCUUGAUCGCGGUCCAGUCUGGUGAGAUGCAUAUUUUUGGCCAGUCAACUGAAGCCCCUACUUUCAACUCAAUCACUUCUGUAGGCAGCAUAUCUGCAGGGGGCAUUUCUAGUGCAACUAGCACUGCUGGUGUAAAGGGUGCAGGAGUUGGCAACUAUUCCAGAGGCCAUCAGAAUGCACUUAGUCACCACUACCAUAAUCACAGAAACCAUCAUUAUCAACAUUCUCUCUCACAAACUGGCAAUCGGACCCAACAGCAUUUGCGCAUACCCUUUGUACACAAUUAUCUUUCCGGUCAGCCUCGUCUUGGAACUGGGAGUAAACCAAAUUCUGAUGUCCCAAUCAGCCUUGGUAUUCAAUCUCACGUUCCUUUGUCUAUAGGUCUCAACUGCAAUACGGAUUUUAAAAGCAAUCUUUCUACUUGGCCUCAAGCUGAAAGUCCUAGUAGCCUGCCUACUGGCUCCUUGAAUCACCCCGCAACCUCAUCAGAACACUUAGUUUCUAUUUCUCCUGUCAUCGGUCACUCUAUCGCUUCAUCCAUUCAUCUCGCCGCAGACGGAUCCAUUCCUAUUGCUCACGAAGAUCUUGAUAAAGAUGAGGAACGCGUGCCAUCAAUUUCAUCCAUCGCCGAGACUGCUGAGGCAGCAUCCAGAUUGCCUACUUCGACCAACGAUCUGCCAUUAUAUUCCAGUGAUCCAUCGACACCAAAUGAGGUUCCGCCUGUUGCUCAUUAUCCUGUCUUCCAUUGUCCAUCUCGGAUUACUCCUCGAGUUACUCCUAGUUCUGGUUUACAUGCCGACUGUCGGGACCUUGAUCGAUUGAUAGCCAACCUCGAAUCAACUGUACAUUGUAAUUUAUCACAACAGUUAGAUGUCUCGCCAGCAAGAAGCUCUGAAUGUAAUUUACUCGAAUCUCAAGACAUCGACCAGUAUAGCCGAAAUAUCGAAAUCGAUGCUAUUAGCGAGUUUGACGGUGUAAAUAUUCCCUCUGCAAUUUCUCGUACUGAUGUAAUAAAUGCAUACAUAAUGCCCCAUCAUACUCCGAUCGAGUCGGGGGAUAACCAGAGCUUAUAUGAUCUCCCACUUGAAUCAGCUCUUUCUGACCCUUCUUUUAAGAGUCAUUUAGUUGCUGUUUCUUGUCCUUAUUCAGGAAAGCCUCCCGAGCUUACUCAACCUUCUCUUGAAACUAGCAUUGGUUCUUCUAACGAUACUCGCUCUGUAUAUAUACAUACAACAUCAACAACAAAGACCCAUCAUCCAUCAGAACAGUUAGUAUUUAAGCAUUCCUCCGAUAGACCGCCAAUCCUCAGUCUUUCCCCUAUCUCUGUUCAUCGUCGCAUUUCCUCUCUCGGCCCGAAUUCAUCUGUCGGUCGAUCAAUUUCUCCUGAAUCGACGUGUAAUCCUUAUUCAGCUAUUCCUCAUAAAUCGAUUCCUGUGAAAUGCAUGCCAGCCAGUUUGCUUGGUGAAGAAUUCGAACCCACUGUAGCACAUUUUUUUGCCCCUACUCAAUCUUCUUUGGCAUUUUCUUCGUCUUCACCGGCUCCUCCCAAGGUAUCUUCUGCAUCCUCCACAUCCUCUUUCAACCCUCAUUCGUCCGAAAAGUUUAUAGAUCCAUUAGAUAAGUCAGCUACAAUAGCGCGUACAUCUAGUCCUUCGAGCUUUUGUGUGACAAGGCGAGCUCAUCUCGCUUCUCUUGAUCUAAUCGAUUUGACCGAGCGUUUAUCCUUUACUUCUGGCACCAAGAAAGGCCUCCACCCUGAAUCAUCAUUCCUUGGGCAGAGUAUUCGCUCCACUGUCUCACCUUGCUCUACAUCGAAUUCGCGAGUUGAUCCCGAUGAUCUUCGUCCGAUCUCUGGUUCGAUUCCGAUAAGCCCUCGAUCUGAUCGACUUGUGUCGCUGGCCUCCUGGGAAGUGUCAUCGAAUCACAAUAGCCUCCAAUCCUCAGCCCCUAUUCGUACUCAUUCGCCCUCUAUUCCUCAAGGAAACAAUAUUACUGCCGCCAAUUCAACAACACCGACUACUAUCACUUCGUCGGCAACAAUCGUUUUGGUGACACAAGGGCAGACUGGACAUCACUCGGAGGCCUUGUGCUCAUCAUCGUCUGGAAUUUGCACUUCCACUUAUCGGACACAUCUUUCCUGUCCACAUACUGUCUUGAGCGGUUCUCUUCUGCAUGGUCAUAGUUUACAUAAAAAAGAGGAUGAAUUUGAUUCAACUGGGUUAAUAGCCUAG
Protopolystoma xenopodis is the source of this 2271-nucleotide messenger RNA. The record is from the annotation of a GenBank genome assembly. NCBI's taxonomy places the organism in Eukaryota, Metazoa, Platyhelminthes, Monogenea, Polystomatidea, Polystomatidae.